Molecule: messenger RNA, 1204 nt
Organism: Pantherophis guttatus
Lineage: Eukaryota; Metazoa; Chordata; Lepidosauria; Squamata; Colubridae
Gene: MED11
Product: mediator complex subunit 11
Biological process (GO): regulation of transcription by RNA polymerase II; proteolysis
Cellular component (GO): mediator complex
Molecular function (GO): transcription coregulator activity; serine-type endopeptidase activity
Source: RefSeq, a predicted model, not a curated record
UCAACACCUGGAGCUCUGUGAUGCUGCUACGGGGUGUGGCCGGAGCCCCGCCCACACCCAAAGGGCACGCCCACCGGCUCUGGAGUGGCGCAUGGACUCCCUGGUGCUGCUGGUGUGCCUGCUCCUGCUGCAGGCGGGUGGUGCUCGUGCACAAGGCUGCGGCUACCGACCAGAUUUUGAUGCGCCCCAUUCCUCCCUUUUGGGCAAUGCUCGCAUUGUGGGGGGCACGAAGGCUCGUGCUGGGAAAUGGCCUUGGGUGGUCAGCAUUCAGACUAGCUCCUACCACUUCUGCGGGGGGAGCAUCGUGCACCCCUGGUGGGUGCUGUCCGCAGCUCACUGCUUCACAGACAGAAGGGAAGGCAUCAGGGUGGCGGCAGGAAGCAACUACCUGGGCAGGAACAACGUCACCCGCUGGGUGCGGAAGAUCCACCUCCACCCACUCUACAACCCCAAGACUUACGACAACGAUCUGGCACUGCUGCUGCUGCACAAGCCCAUCCCCCACAGCUGGUUCCACACUGCCCUCUGCCUGCCAGACCGCACCAUCGUCCCAGACAACAACAUGUGGGAGAGCUGCUUUGUCGCCGGCUGGGGCCUCACGAAAGCUGGCUCAGAGUACGGCUCCCCUGAGUUGCUGGACAUUCAGGUGGGCUUGGUAGACUGGACGCUGUGCCUGCGGUGGCUGCACUCCAUCACCAGGAACAUGGUGUGCGCCGGGUUCGAGGAGGGCGGCCGGGACGCCUGCCAGGGGGACAGCGGGGGGCCCCUGAUGUGUCUCCCACCCAGCCACAGCGGCCACGGCAGCCCCCGGCGCUGGUACCAAGUGGGCAUUGUGAGUUGGGGUCGCAGCUGCGCGGCCGCCCGCAGCCCAGGCGUCUACACGCAGGUCUCCAACUACCACUCCUGGCUGGAGCAGACAUCGGCGCACGAUGGACGCCCCUUCCGCGUGCCCCAGAUCCCCGUCAGCCCCUCCCUGCAGCACGAGAAGCACAACGACCUCUGGGCUAACGUGGACAGCAGCAGUGCCCCCGUGGGCCCCCCACCCGUGCUCUGCUCUGCCGCCCUGGCAGUGCUGCUCUCGGGCCUGCGCUGAGGAGCAGCCAAAGGGAGGAAGGGCCACCAGUGUCGGGAGACCCAAAGGAUGCCAAGCAAUGUGGGGCAUUCCCUCAGCUUGGCUUGGCGGUUCAAUAAAUAUUCUUGGAUA